This is a messenger RNA of Fusarium poae, 972 nucleotides long. RefSeq lists its product as uncharacterized. Gene Ontology annotation, molecular function: transaldolase activity. The transcript is spliced from 6 exons. The record is from RefSeq and is a predicted model, not a curated record. NCBI's taxonomy places the organism in Eukaryota, Fungi, Ascomycota, Sordariomycetes, Hypocreales, Nectriaceae. Gene Ontology annotation, cellular component: intracellular anatomical structure; cytoplasm. Bases 1 to 972 code for a protein of 323 amino acids. Gene Ontology annotation, biological process: pentose-phosphate shunt, non-oxidative branch; pentose-phosphate shunt; carbohydrate metabolic process.
AUGUCUUCAUCUCUCGAGCAGCUCAAGGCCACCGGCACUACCGUUGUGUCCGACUCUGGUGACUUUGUCUCCAUUGGCAAGUACAAGCCUCAGGAUGCUACCACCAACCCUUCUCUCAUCCUCGCUGCUUCUAAGAAGGAGGAGUACGCCAAGCUGAUCGAUGUCGCCAUCGACUAUGCUAAGCAGAAGGGCGGCUCUAUCGACCAGCAGGUUGAUGAUGCCCUCGACCGUCUCCUUGUUGAGUUCGGCAAGGAGAUUCUCAAGAUCAUCCCCGGUAAGGUCUCCACAGAGGUCGACGCUCGUUACUCUUUCGAUACCGAAGCCUCCGUCAACAAGGCUCUCCACCUUAUUGAGCUCUACGGCGAGCAGGGCAUCUCCAAGGACCGCAUCCUGAUCAAGAUCGCUGCCACAUGGGAGGGUAUCAAGGCUGCUGAGAUCCUCCAGCGUGACCACGGUAUCAACACCAAUCUCACCCUGAUGUUCUCUCUCGUCCAGGCUAUUGGUGCCGCCGAGGCUGGCGCUUACCUUAUUUCCCCCUUCGUCGGCCGUAUUCUUGACUGGUUCAAGGCCUCCACCAAGAAGGAGUACACCAAGGAGGAGGACCCUGGUGUCCAGUCUGUCAAGCAGAUCUUCAACUACUACAAGAAGUUCGGUUACAACACCAUUGUUAUGGGCGCCUCGUUCCGAAACACUGGCGAGAUCACUGAGCUUGCUGGCUGUGACUACUUGACCAUCUCUCCCAACCUGCUCGAGGACCUCCUCAACUCCUCCGAGUCUGUCCCUAAGAAGCUCGAUGCUUCUCAGGCCUCUUCUCUCGACAUCGAGAAGAAGUCUUACAUCAAGGACGAGGCUCUCUUCCGCUUCGACUUCAACGAGGACCAGAUGGCUGUUGAGAAGCUCCGAGAGGGUAUCAGCAAGUUCGCUGCUGAUGCUGUCACUCUCAAGAGCAUCCUCAAGGAAAAGCUCGCCUAA